AUGGACUCAUAGUAACAAUAAGAUUAAAAAUAACCUUCAAGCAUUGGAUAAGCAAUUAAAUAACAAGUCUUGAAAGCUUGGCAACCUGUUCCCACUCUUAAUUCCACUAUAAUAUUGUUUGGCAUAUUAAGUGUAUAUUUUCUAAGUAUGGGUAUUGUACUUAAUGUGUAUUCUGGGAAAAUUAACUAAUAAAGUUUCAGAUAUGAUGCAUAUUGUUGGCAAGAACCAUUUUGUAAUUUUACAAUAGCUUUGGACACUAAUUACACAGCUCCAAUCUAUUUAUAUUAUUAGUUGGAUAAUUUCUAUUAAAAUCAAAGAAGGUAAUGAUUCUUAUAAUCUAUUAUGUAGAUAUAUCACAUCAAAAUCAGUAGAAUAAUUAUCUGGAGAAAAGGGAUUAGGAGUGGAUGAUUUAUCUUCAUGUUAUCCUGUAAUUACAAAUGCUUAAAUGGGUAAAACUGUAGCAAUAGAUGGCACACCUUUAGAACCAACUGCUCCAGCAAUUCCAUGUGGUUUGAUUGCUUAAAGUUUAUUUAAUGAUACUUUUGAUAUAUCAUAUCAAGUUAGUAAUGGAACAGUGUAUAAAGUUGAAGCGUCAAACUAAGGCAUAGCUUGGCCAACUGAUUUAGAACUAUAUUAAAAUACAAAUAUCAGUUAAUAAUGGUAUAAUGUUACAGAUGAGAGGUUCAUGGUUUGGAUGAGAGUAGCAGCUAUGCCAAAUUUUAGAAAACUUUGGGGAGUAAUCAAUUAAGACCUUCCAUAAGGUCUUUAUUCAAUAUAUAUAUCAAAUAGUAUUUCAUAAAUAUUAAUUUUAGAUUAUGAUUCAACUAAUUAUGGAGGUAAGAAAUAUAUUGUAUUUUCAACAACCAAUUAAUUUGGAGGAAAAAAUGAGUUUUUAUCUGUUGCCUAUAUAUGUGUUGGUGUAGCAUCAUCUUUAGUAACUAUUGGAUUUUGUUUGAAGAAAUUUUUCUCAAGAGCUGGUCCGAAAAAAUUCUGA
Messenger RNA from Paramecium pentaurelia, 994 nucleotides. NCBI's taxonomy places the organism in Eukaryota, Ciliophora, Oligohymenophorea, Peniculida, Parameciidae. The record is from the annotation of a GenBank genome assembly.